CUUCUAUGUAAUAAAAGCUUAUACUCCAGGAGUUCGUAGGAAGGAUCAAAUCCAAAUCCAAGUUUCCGACGAUGAUAAAUCUGUCGUUAUUCUCGCGGAAAAUCAAACGGACAAUUCCGAGUUUACGGAAAUUAAGAAUAAUCUUUCCAAUAAAUUCGAAAUCAACGUUGUUCUACCAAAAACGUAA
Molecule: messenger RNA, 187 nt
Organism: Acaulospora morrowiae
Lineage: Eukaryota; Fungi; Glomeromycota; Glomeromycetes; Diversisporales; Acaulosporaceae
Source: the annotation of a GenBank genome assembly